GACAAACAUAAAGAAGAACAAGAAUUAUAGAAAGAAAAAGAAUUCUAUUAUUAAUACGGAAAUUUCACAUUUUUGCAACAAAAUUGAGAAAAAAAUUCAAGUGUUUUAAGCACUAAAUAAAGAUAAGGCCAUUUUUUAAAUUAAAUUAUUAAAAAGUAAUAAAAUAAAUUAAAUUAAACAUGCCUAUGCCCAGCAGUGCAUUUGGUCAACAAGGACCCUCGUGUUUUGAGAAAAUGAAAACUGGCUUUACCAUUGGUUUCUGUGUGGGCAUGGCCAGUGGUGCUCUAUUUGGUGGAUUUUCAGCUUUAAGAUACGGUUUAAGAGGCCGUGAAUUGAUCAACAAUGUGGGCAAAGUCAUGUUACAGGGUGGUGGCACUUUUGGCACCUUCAUGGCCAUUGGUACUGGUAUACGCUGUUAGUUUAGUGACCGUUGUAAUGUUCAAGGAUUAAAAAUUACAUUUGGUCGGAUUUCUAAUGCUUUUAAUAGCUAUUACUUGUUAAGUUUACUUAUUAAUUACAAAUUAUACUAAUAUUAUAAAUAUAUAAAAUUAAAAUAAAUGACAAAAAUCUAGAAACA
Lucilia cuprina (Australian sheep blowfly) is the source of this 577-nucleotide messenger RNA. RefSeq names its product reactive oxygen species modulator 1. NCBI's taxonomy places the organism in Eukaryota, Metazoa, Arthropoda, Insecta, Diptera, Calliphoridae. The record is from RefSeq and is a predicted model, not a curated record. The coding region runs from base 180 to 419 and encodes 79 amino acids. Gene Ontology annotation, biological process: protein import into mitochondrial matrix; protein insertion into mitochondrial inner membrane. The transcript has 2 exons. Gene Ontology annotation, cellular component: TIM23 mitochondrial import inner membrane translocase complex.